Morone saxatilis (striped sea-bass) is the source of this 2909-nucleotide messenger RNA. RefSeq names its product nucleosome assembly protein 1-like 4a (gene nap1l4a). Bases 46 to 1095 code for a protein of 349 amino acids. Gene Ontology annotation, biological process: nucleosome assembly. Gene Ontology annotation, molecular function: histone binding; chromatin binding. Lineage: Eukaryota; Metazoa; Chordata; Actinopteri; Moronidae. The record is from RefSeq and is a predicted model, not a curated record. The transcript has 14 exons. Gene Ontology annotation, cellular component: chromatin; nucleus.
CAGUUGUGUUUUGUUUCUGUCAGAGGAAGGAGCUGCCACUCGGUAAUGGACGCCAAUAAAGGUAAAGGGGAACAAGGGAUGCAAAAUCCAGGUGGGCAGAUGGACAGACCUGUGAGCUUCCACUUCUUGGAAAGCAUGCUUCCCAAAGUAGUGAAGAGGCGAGUGCACGCCCUGAAAAGGCUACAGGUGCAGUGUGCCAACAUAGAGGCUAAAUUCUACGAGGAGGUCCAUGAGCUAGAGAGGAAGUAUGCUGCCCUCUAUCAGCCGCUGUUCGAGAAGAGACGAGAUAUUGUUACAGGAACAGUGGAACCCACAGACGAAGAGUGUGAGUGGCACAGUGACAGAGAGGAAGAGGAGGAGCUAGCUGAGGAAGUAAAGGAAAAAGCUGCUAUUGAGGAUGCAAAGAAAGAGGAAGCCACACCAGAGGAAGACCCAAAAGGCAUCCCUGAGUUCUGGCUCACCAUAUUCAAGAGUGUAGACAUGCUCAGUGACAUGUUACAGGAACACGAUGAGCCCAUCCUAAAGCACCUGAAAGAUAUUCAAGUGAAGUUUUCUGAGCCAGGGCAGCCAAUGAGUUUCGCAUUAGAGUUCCACUUCGAGCCCAAUGGUUACUUCAACAAUGCAGUCCUCACUAAAGUCUACAAGAUGAAGUCAGAGCCUGAUGCCUCAGAUCCUUUCUCAUUCGAGGGGCCAGAGAUCAUUGACUGUGAAGGCUGUCAGAUAGACUGGCACAAGGGGAAGGAUGUGACGGUGAAAACCAUUAAGAAGAAGCAGAAGCAUAAAGGCCGUGGCACUGUCCGCACUGUUACCAAGCAGGUCCCCAACGACUCUUUCUUCAACUUCUUUAACCCUGUCAAAGCUUCACCAGAUGGAGAAAUGGAUGAAGACUCUGAGUUCACCCUAGCCACAGACUUUGAGAUUGGUCAUUUCUUCCGUGAGAGAAUAGUUCCCAGAGCAGUGCUGUAUUUCACUGGAGAGGCCCUGGAAGAUGACGAGAGUUUUGAAGAGGAGGAGCUGGAAGAGGGAGAUGAAGAGGAGCAAGAUGAGGAUGGUGAUGAUGACGAUGAUGAGGGGGACUUUGACCCCAAGGCAUAAUCAAUCAUUCUCACCCCAUGCAUUUCUAGAAAGAACAGCCCCAGCCUGCUGAAUGCAAACAGCAGUAACCGUGGUGAUCAGGGGAGGUGGAGACCUGCUGUCCGUCAAAUCAGUUCUUAGCCAAUCAGCAAGUCCUCCUACUCUUGCAGGCUCUGCCCUUUUAUGAACUCUCAUCUGAACGCAAUAGAACGCAAACCAAACUGCGUUUUUACUAUGUGCAUGACUUCUUUUUCUUUUGUCUUGCGCCAAUCUCACCCCUUUUUUAUUUGGCUUUAUUCGAACUCAAAGCGAGAAGUGACUUCACUCUAAUUAAAAUACCAUGGCAUCACAUAGGGACAGUCUUCUUUUUUUGGUAAGGUGGAGUAGGUUACUACUGCCAAGAACUUCACAACAUCAUCAUAUGGAAACAAAAAAAAAACAGAUAGGAAAGGAAUGGUUCCCAAUUUUAGUUUUCAUGGAAAUAAAUCAGUUACUCAGGGUUUUUUAAUGCCAACAAGAGAAGUGCAAGUUUACCAGGAAACUGCUGAACAAGUUUGACUUAAUCUUUCACUGGGGUUGCUGCAGUGUUUUUUUUUUUUUUUUUUUUUUUUUUUUUGUUUGUUUUUGUUAUGGUGUUUUUUAAGAGACAUACAAUGUAUCAUUUUGAAUUUAAUUUACUUUUUUAAAUGUUCAUUGUCAUGUCAUUGGACUAUUUAUUCUGGUGUCAUGCAGCUGUUUUUUGAAGUGGUGUAUUUUGGGUACUCUUAAGGCCCAGCCACAGUAAUAGGCUCAUUCUCAUUGGCUCAAACCUCAUUUGGGCUUAGCAGGUCAGCGAAACGUGAAUACUGCCAAGUCAUGUUUUUGUUUUGUUUUUAAUCAAAAGUAAUCUUAAACAUUGAAGAAUUGUGUUCUGCAUCAAUACUGCUCACUUCUGCCCCGUUGUAUUGGGCUUAACAAGCAUUUAAUCUGAGCACUUGAGUGGGGACUAAUUAAGAUCAUGUGACUGGCACAUGUUCAUACUUGUGUCAUAUAUAUUGCUCUUCCUUUUUAGCCCCAUCCCCCCUGAAAUGCCCUUUAAACUUGUAUUAGAGGAUAAUAAGAACAAUUUAAACAAACGUAGACAUUCUGUCCACAUUGCUUCAUUUCAGCUUGUUGAAGGCCAAGCAUCCAGUCUGGUGAAUAUUUCCCUGAAAGUUGACACAUUUAAGCAGACACAAUGGCUAACCUGCAACCUGUUGUGGUUGUUUCUAAGAUAUCUCUUCUGGUAUGUAACUAGUUCUUAACAAAUGUCAUUUAAAGUCAGUGAUGGGACUGUGUGUGUGGGGUGUUUGGAUCAAAUGUAAAUUCUAUUGCCAACAAGCCAAAAUGAAAGACAAAACACACCAUCCUCUUUUAUUAAAUUGUUUGCCAAUUGUCAUUAACACAGUGUAAUCUAAUUCUGCGUUUAAAGUUGUUUAAGAAUAUAUAAAUAUUUCUGUUAUUGUCUAAUGAUUCAGUAGAAUGUCUGUGGAAAACAAAUAGAAGCGGUUGCCAAUGUAUUUUAUAUACUGCACUUGGAUUUUGGCAGUUUGGUUGGACACCUUUGCCUGCUGACUGGUCAGAGAUAGCAGUCACAGCGACAAUAAUACCCACCCCCCUCUUUUUAAAAAGAACGAUUGUAGAUCUUGUUGGACAGAUCGCUGAGCCACGGUUGACAUAUUCAAAUCUACCACAUUGGACCGUGUGCUAGCAAUGGCCUUAACUGGUUCUUAUUCACAAUUUGUUACUUGCGCAAUAUUUCUUUUCAAUUUGUACAGUUAGUUAAAAUAUUCUAUUAAAGUUGUGCGACAUGGAAA